AUGCAGCCUGCCCCACAGAGUGCCAAUGGCAUUCAGUAUGGUCCACAGGAGUUUGAGUUCUACCAGCAACUCUUCGUCAUUGCCAAUCCUGAUGGCAGGGAGGCGCUGGAUCCGCACGUGGCCGCCAACUUUCUGGCAGCGAGCCAGCUUCCCCAGGAGAUCCUGCACCAAGUGUGGCACUUUGCUACGUCGCUUCAAUCCUACACACAGGACUACCUCAUGGCCGAAGGCUUUUGGUUGGCCUGUCGCUUGGUGGCUUGGGCCCAGAAUGGCGGCCUGCCCUUGGAUGUGGUCCAUGCGCACCAGGAGCCGCCCUUGUUGCCGGAGUUCCCUGGCCUUCAGCGGCCCCCCUCGUCCUUGGGCUCGCGAGCACAUAGUAUCCAUGGAAGCGAGCACUCGGAGAUGCAACCGGUGAUCCGCUUGCAACACGCCGCUGCCGUGGCGGCCGCCGAAGUGGCGGAGGGGCGAGGAAGAUCGAUGUCGCCGCGAAGGGUCUUCACACCUGAGAGGUGGGCGCCCUCGCGGCGGGAGCGGCGCAAGUACGCGGGGCUCUUCCAGCGCUCGGACUGGGAUCACGAUGGCUUCGUCCAGGAGGGGAUCUUGCGGCAGAUUUGGGACCUCGCCGAUGCCAGGACACAAGAUGGCCAGCUGGAUUUCGCGGAGUUCGUGUGCAUGGUGCACCUCAUCACUUGUGUCCUGCGUGGCUGUGGGCCCUUGGGGCCUCAACUGGCACCCCAACUGCAGCAGGCCUUAGCGACCUUGGAGCCGCUGGAGCAACUGGCCCAGGAACGCGAGCAGAGCCGCAGCCGCAGCGCGUCGCCCGCACCCGCGGAGCUGGUUCAGAGUGACAUGUGGGGAGAUGGGAACUCGAGAGGGAGAUCGCCCUCUCCACGAAGGGUUUGGACACCUGAGAGGUGGGCGCCCUCGCGGCGGGAGCGGCGCAAGUACGCGGGGCUCUUCCUGCGCUCCGACACCGACCAGGAUGGCUUCGUCCAGGCAGGCGAGGCCAAAGCGCUGAUGGAACGCUCGGGGCUCGAGGAAGGGAUGUUGCGACAGAUCUGGGACUUGGCGGAUGCCAGGACACAAGAUGGGCAGCUGGAUUUCGUGGAGUUCGUGUGCAUGGUGCACCUGGUGUCUUGCGUCCUGCGGGGCUGCGGGCCCUUGGGCCCUCAACUGGCACCCCAACUGCAGCAGGCCUUAGCGACCUUGGAGCCACUGGAGCAACUGGCCCAGGAACGCGAGGAGAGCCGCAGCCGGAGCCGCAGCGCGUCGCCGGCGCCGCCCGUGGCAGAGCUGGUCAAGACCGAAAGGUUGACGGAGAUGCCCGACUUUGAGACAGCAUUCCAGACCGAUGGGGCCGAGCAUUUUGGAGGAGACUUUCCCAAGGACUUUGCCAAAGACUUCGCAGGUGACUUCGGGGAGUUCCCCAACGACGCGUUCGGGGGAGAUGGAGGGGAUUGGCCAGGUGAGAAGGGCAAAAAGAAGAAGAAAAAGGACAAGAAGGAGAAGGAAAAAGACAAGGACCAGCACAAGGACUUCGGUGAUGGUGGUUUCGGCGACUUGGGCGACUUUGGCGCUUUCGGAGACCCCUUUGGGACGAUGGGUGGUGCACCCGAGACCGAUCUGGGAGAGGACCCUUUCCGCACCAGCGGCUUCGAGCCGUUCCACCCCAGCUUUCCGGAGAAUGAGAGGACCAGACCGUUGCAGUCGGUGCUGGAGAAGGAUCGCCAUUUGGCACAGCAGCUGCGAAAAGAAGUGGAUCAGUUGGACAAAGAUCUAAGGCGCUUGCAAGCUUUGGACGUGGAGUUGGAACAACUGCAUUCACAGGACUCCAAGGAGAUUGAGAAGCUUCGGCAUCACAGCCAGGCCUUGCAAAGAGACUUGGAGGAGGGCCAACGUCGUCUGUCGGAGCUGCGGGAGGCGCGGUCUGUGGCGAACCAGGAGAGCCUCACCUUGCGCCGGGACCAGGACCAUCUCCUCCAGGAGCUGAAGUUUCUGCGACAUAUGGCUGAAGAGGAAGAAGAACUGAUCAUUCUGCUGCAGAACUCGAACCAAUAUCUGGAGACGUCCUGUGGCAAUCUGGAGACCAACUCGCAGGUCUUGAACCAGAUCCAUACCGAUUUGCAGCGGCAGAUCUCUACGGAACAGGAGCAGCUGGAUCGGGAGAAGAAGGAGCUGCGUGACUUCCAAGGUCAACUGGACAACCUCAAGAGCUCUGGUCUAAGCUCGGGCACACCGGUGGCAGAGCCACCGGCCGCCCCAAAGAAGAAGCCGACCAUGAUUUUGGAGCGGGAGGGGGUCUGA
Molecule: messenger RNA, 2304 nt
Organism: Durusdinium trenchii
Lineage: Eukaryota; Dinophyceae; Suessiales; Symbiodiniaceae
Source: the annotation of a GenBank genome assembly